CAAAGCUAAAGUUAAAGGCGCCAAUCCACUAUAUUUUCCCGCCAAAAAUCUAUAAUCAGGGUUUUGAUUGGCAGAUCAAACGACGGGGAAGUUCUGACCUGUGAGCAAUGUCGGACUCAGUUGUUUACGGCCGCCGGAGUCGUACCAAAGGCCAGGAUGCCACAGUUCGUGCCGAGGCCCUGGAACGCCUCAAGGCCCUUCGUAGCUCAGGCGGGCGGCGGUCUGCUGCCGGCGUCGGCUUUCAGAUAAAAGUAGAGGAUCCAAUCUAUGACACGAUCGAAGAGGACGACUACGCUGCCCUUGUAGCCCGCCGGCGUGAAGACGUCGGGGGUUUUAUCGUCGACGACGAUGGCCUCGGAUACGCCGACGAUGGCCGCGAGGAGGAUUGGAACAACCCCAGCUUCGCCAAUUCCUCUGACGAGGAGUCCUCUGAAGGCCAAGACGAGAAGCAAAGGAAGAAGAAAUCGGCGAAGAAGGAACCUGCAAUUAAGAAAUCCCAGCCUUCUUCUCUAUCGGCUGCGGCCUCCUUGAUGGGAAAGCAGAGGCUUUCUUCGAUGUUCACUUCCUCCGUCUUUAAGAAGAAUGAUAGGGGGAAGGGUCCUCCUCUUUUUUCAGAUGGUUUAAUUGACGAUGUUAUUGCUGAGUUUGCUCCCGACGAAACUGAUCGUGAGAAGAGGCGAAGGGGAUCUGCAACGGGAACACGAAAUCCCGCCUUACAUCCGAUUGCGCCAACCAAGUCGGAGAUGCAAUCUUUUUCUGCUGAAAUUGUAUUACCAGAAACAUCUUCCAUUUCUGAAUAUAGGGGGCGGAUUCAGGAAAAUGGCAGUGAGGAUUCUCGACAGGAUGUUAAAAUAGAGAAGGAUGACACGUGCUUACAUUCCGUGGUCGAAGAGGUGGGCACGGCGAAAUUGGAUGCUGGUAAGGCAAACAUAAGUGUGGAAGUGGAAGCAGAAUCAAGACCGAACGAGAAGGGCUUCUCACUCAAUGCAAAGAUUAAGAAGGAAAAUGAAAAUGCUACGGCUAGUGCGUCUGCUGGGUGGAAGGCUGUCUGCAGUGAAGAGGGAUAUGGCGGUGGUCUUCAGGUUGAAUUAAAUGGCAAUUUAGACGAGAAAUCCGAUUUUGAGCUUGAUUCCGAUAAUUCGUUGCCUUUCUACAUUAUUGAUGCUCAUGAGGAAUCUUAUGGUGCCAAUAUGGGAAUUUUAUAUCUUUUUGGGAAGGUCAAAGCAGCUGGAACAUAUCAUAGUUGUUGUGUGGUCGUAAAGAACAUGCAGAGAUGCGUGUAUGUUAUCCCUGAGAGCUCCGUGUUUCCUAGCGACAAAGUAGCCGACAUCGAGAGAAAUUUUCCUGAUUCUUCUUCAGCUUCACGAGGAGCUCUCCAAGAGAUGGCAUCAGUAUUAAAAAAUGAAAUAACAUUAAGAUUAUUGGAUCUUAAUGUUUCAACGUUUAGCAUGUUGCCUGUUAAGCGUGGUUAUGCAUUUGAGCGUGCUGACAUACCCAGAGGACAGUAUUACGUCCUCAAGGUCAGGUACCCGUUCAAGGAACCACCUCUCCCAGCAGAUCUCAAAGGUCAGAACUUCGUUGCAGUACUUGGAACACAAUGCAGUGCUCUCGAGCUGUUUUUAAUUAAAAGGAAAAUCAAGGGCCCCUCUUGGUUGUCAAUUUCAAGAUUUGUCAGCAGUGCAGCUUCGGAACGAGUCAGCUGGUGCAAAUUUGAAGUAGUUGUUGAUUGCUAUAAGGAUGUAUUUGGUUCUAGUUCAAAGUUUUUUCUUGAAAUUCCUCCAGUGGUAGUUGCAGCGAUUAACUUGAAGACUAUCAUCACCGAGAAAAAUGCAAAUGAAAUUGUUUCAGCUUCUGUGAUCUGUUGUCAUAAGGCAAAGGUUGAUGCCCCAAUGAUGGCUUCUGAAUGGAAAAGAAAGGGAAUGCUUAGCCAUUUUACUGUUAUUCGAAAGCUUGAUGGAGUUAUAUUCCCAUUAGGCCUUCAAAAAGAGGUUGCGGAUAGAAACUCGAAGGCUGGCACAAAUUUAUUGUCAUUGGAAAGCAGUGAAAGGGCCUUGUUAAAUCGUUUGUUGAUUGAACUCCAUAAAUUGGAUUGCGAUGUGCUUGUUGGACACAACAUUUCUGGAUUUGAUCUUGACGUUCUUCUCCACCGAGCUCAGGCUUGUAAGGUACCCAGCAGCAUGUGGUCUAAGGUAGGUCGUCUAAAGCGUUCUACAAUGCCGAAGCUUACCACAGGGAAUGCACUUUAUGGGUCUGGAGCUAGUCCAGGAAUCAUGUCUUGCAUUGCAGGUCGACUUUUGUGUGACACCUAUUUGAGCUCUCGAGACCUUUUGAAGGAGGUAAGCUAUUCGUUGACCCAACUGGCGAAAACUCAACUGAAUAAAGAUAGGAAGGAGAUUAACCCGCAUGAUAUUCCUGUGAUGUUCCAAACAUCAGCUGCACUGCUCCAAUUGGUUGAAUAUGGAGAGACUGAUGCUUGGCUAUCUCUGGAACUUAUGUUUUAUUUGAGUGUUCUUCCCUUGACAAGGCAGCUAACAAACAUCAGUGGCAAUCUCUGGGGGAAAACUCUCCAGGGUGCAAGAGCGCAGCGGGUGGAAUAUUUAUUGUUACACGCCUUUCAUGCUAAAAAGUACAUGCUUCCAGACAAAUUUUCUGCACGAAGGAUGGAGACUACUACAAAUAAAAGAAAAGUAACAGCUGGUUUGGUUGGUGAGGAUGCUGUUGACUUAAAUGAUGCUGUUCUUGAAAAUGAAGGGCAACAUAUUGUUCAUGGGAAAGGAAGGAGAAGUCCUACCUACUCUGGUGGAUUGGUUUUGGAGCCAAAAAAGGGUCUAUAUGACAAAUACAUAUUACUACUGGACUUUAAUAGCCUUUACCCUUCUAUUAUUCAGGAGUACAAUAUUUGCUUUACUACAGUUGAAAGGCCUAAUGAUGGUAUAGUUCCAAGUUUACCGUCAUCCAGGAAUCCUGGAAUCCUACCUGAGUUGUUGAGAAACUUGGUUGAAAGAAGAAGAACUGUUAAGAAAUUGCUAAAGAAUGCGUCUGGUCUGAAAGUACAACAACUUGAUAUCCAACAACAAGCAUUGAAGCUCACUGCUAACAGUAUGUAUGGUUGUUUGGGCUUUUCCAAUUCCAGAUUUUAUGCAAAACCAAUUGCGGAGCUCAUAACAUCACAAGGCAGGGAAAUUUUGCAAAGCACUGUGGAUCUGGUCCAGAACAACCUGAAUUUAGAGGUGGUUUAUGGUGAUACAGAUUCUAUUAUGAUCUAUAGUGGGUUUGAUGACAUUUCUAAAGCUAAGGCAAUUGCUGCAAAAGUCAUUCAAGAGGUUAAUAAGAAAUAUCGCUGUCUAGAGAUUGACCUUGAUGGCUUAUACAAAAGAAUGCUUCUUCUUAAGAAGAAGAAAUAUGCUGCCGUUAAAGUACAAUUUAGGGACGGAAUAGCCUAUGAGGUUGAAGUUAUUGAACGCAAGGGUCUUGAUAUGGUUCGACGUGAUUGGAGUCUGUUAUCAAAAGAAAUAGGUGAUUUCUGUCUCGGCCAGAUAUUGUCUGGAGGGACGUGUGAUGACGUUGUGGAGUCAAUUCAUGGUUAUCUAAUGAAGGUGCAAGAGGAAAUGAGGAAGGGAGAGGUUGCACUUGAAAAGUUUGUUAUUACAAAGAGCUUAACAAAACCGCCUGAAGAUUAUCCUGAUGCUAGGAACCAGCCGCAUGUGCAGGUGGCUCUAAGAUUGAAGAAAAAUGGUUACCCUUGUUGCUCGGCUGGUGACACAAUCCCCUAUGUUAUUUGCUACCAGCAGGAUGGUUCUUCUGGUGCCUCCGGUGGAAUAGCACAAAGGGCCAGGCAUCCUGAGGAGCUGACAAGAGACAAUGGUGAAUGGAUUAUUGACAUUGACUAUUACUUGUCGCAACAGAUUCAUCCAGUAGUUUCACGCUUAUGCGCUUGUAUUCAAGGCACUAGUCCAGCAAGGCUAGCUGAUUGCCUUGGGCUUGAUUCGUCAAAGUUCCAAUACAAGUCAUCUGAUGCUGGUACUAAGGAUUCGUCAAACAUAGUUGUGUCUGUAAUAGAUGAUGAUGAGAGGUAUCAUGGCUGCGAGCCACUCCGGUUAACAUGCCCAAGCUGCUCUAGCUCGUUUGACUGCCCUCCUGUAUCCAGCUUCUUUUCUUCCAGGGGAAAUGAAAGUACAUCUGAAUCGCAGGCAGGAAACAAAUCAGAUGCAAACUUUUGGCACAGAAUGCAAUGCUCAAGAUGCCCAGAUCAUGUUGAGGGUUGCAAAAUAACACCAGCAAUGAUAGCUAAUCAGGUGAAGAGGCAGGCGGAGAGUUUCAUCUCCUUGUACUAUAAAGGACUGAUGACGUGUGAUGAUGAGAUGUGUAAAUACACCACACGUGGCUUGAACCUUAGCGUCAUAGGCGAAUCUGAAAGAGGCACUGUCUGCCCAAACUACCCUCGCUGCAAUGGUCGCCUUGUGAGACAAUACAAUGAGGCAGACUUGUAUCGGCAACUUUCUUACUUCUCUUUUGUGCUAGAUGCUACAAGGUGCAUUGAGAAGCUCGAUCAAAAAUCAAUAGCAGCGUUUGAAAUGGAUUUCCCAAUCAUCCGUUCUGCCGUUACUCUUGCAGUACCAGUGAUACAGAAGAUCAGAGAUCGAUGUGCGUAUGGUUGGGUGCAGCUAAAGGAUUUAACCGUGUUGGUGUGAUUGGGCAUUUGGGUUCAUAAUGGCUAGUUUAAUUAAUUAAUCUAUCACCAUUGCGGUUGUUGAGUUAUUAACAUAUAAACAAAAAUGUAUAUAUUAUUGUUUAUCCGUAACAUUGGUACCCAAUAACAAUCAGCCGUCAGGAAGCGAAGCCGUGACAAUUUUCUCUAUAUGGCGUUUGUAUCAAUGUCUCAAUGAAUUGAGUUAAAUAUUGUUAAUUAAGCAGUUGAAAUAACUGUUCUGCUGUUGUCUAUCCGUUAAGAAUUGUCAGUGCAAAUUGUCCAUCUUC
Molecule: messenger RNA, 4977 nt
Organism: Dendrobium catenatum
Lineage: Eukaryota; Viridiplantae; Streptophyta; Magnoliopsida; Asparagales; Orchidaceae
Product: DNA polymerase alpha catalytic subunit
Exons: 31
Coding region: 108-4691 (1527 amino acids)
Biological process (GO): leading strand elongation; mitotic DNA replication initiation; DNA replication
Cellular component (GO): alpha DNA polymerase:primase complex
Molecular function (GO): DNA replication origin binding; purine nucleotide binding; single-stranded DNA binding
Source: RefSeq, a predicted model, not a curated record